GUGUUGGAUUUGACUGUCUCUCAGUCUCAGUGUGAGUGAGGAGGACCGGACGGAGCAGACCGGAGCACGGAGCUGCUGCUGGCCGACAGACAGCUGCUGAGCGCCGCGGAGCUCCGGAGCAGAGAGCCGGAGGUGCUGCAGGACCGGGUUCUCCUGUGAUCCGGAUCAGUCCCCCGGGCCAGAGGACACUUCACAGAGUCCGUGUUUGAGUUCUGUCAACUUGUGGAAUUAAAGGAGGAGACAGGGAGCAGGAACCAGGAUCGGGACCAGGACCGAGUCUGGAUUAAUGUCCGUGCUCCGUGUGCCGUGAUCCGGAUCGUGGGACCAUGGUGGGGGACAUGGAGGGAAAGGACAAGCCGAGACCGAGUCCGGAUUAUCUGAUGCAAUUGAUGAACGACAAGAAGCUGAUGAACAGUUUACCGAACUUCACCGGGAUCUUCCAGCACCUGGAGAGACUGCUGGACCAGGAGAUCAGUCGUGUCAGGAAGGACAUGUACACCAACACUCUGAACGGUUCAGACAGAAGUAGCGAGCUGCCUGACGCCGUUGGUCCAACUGUCCAGCUGCAGGAGAAACUCUAUGUUCCCACAAAGGAGUUCCCUGACUUUAAUUUUGUCGGGAGAAUUCUGGGACCUCGAGGUCUGACGGCUAAGCAGCUGGAGGCAGAGACAGGAUGUAAGAUCAUGGUGAGAGGGCGGGGCUCCAUGAGAGACAGGAAGAAGGUUUGUUACUACAGCAGAUCCUCUCUGUCCCUGUGUCUCUGUCUGUCCAUCUUUCCCUCUGUCCCUGAGCAGGAGGAGCAGAACCGAGGGAAGCCUAACUGGGAGCACCUGAACGAAGACCUUCACGUCCUCAUCACAGUGGAAGACGCUCAGAAUCGAGCUGAGAUCAAACUCAAACGAGCCGUGGAGGAAGUCAACAAGCUGCUGGUGCCUGCCGUGGAGGGUGAGGACAGUCUGAAGAAGAUGCAGCUGAUGGAGUUAGCCAUCCUGAACGGGACGUACAGAGACGCUAACAUCAAACCCUCCUCUACUCAGACUCCUCGUGUCCUCUCUGGCCCCGCCCCUGUACUGGCUCCCCCCACCGUCCUGCGUACACCUGCCCCCGCAGGCCCCGCCCUGAUGCCUCUGAUUCGUCAGAUCCAGACGGUGCUGCCCAAUGGGACGCCUCACCCGGCGGCUCUGAUGCAGGGGACGGGGCCUGAGUCCAGUCUGAUCUAUGCGGCGCCGUACGACUACCCGUAUGCUCUGGCGGCGCCGGCCUCCAUCUUGGAAUACCCCCUGGACUCUGGAGGGGUAUUGGGUAAGCCUGCCCCCCCCUGCUCCUGCGACUGCUCCCCCACGCCUCACCACCACCCCCACAGCCAGUGGUGCCCCGCCCCCACGCUGCUCCUCAGACACACCUCCUAAAGAUGGAGAACAGGCGCCACACACGCCACACCUCGUUCACAGCUGACGCCUGCGGCAGCACCCCCUGCUGAACGCCAUUGUUCAAACAGGAAGUGACGAUCAGUAGGGAGAACAUUUAAACGUUUGUAUAACAUGUUUUCUAUCUAACAUAGUUAACACUCACCAGAUGCUCCGACAGAACCUGAAGCGCUGAAGAGGUCUGACUGACGACCAAUCAGGACGUCGCUGAACAUGUGCGCUAUUCCUCCAUCACAACCUUCUGUAUUCACCUGUCAGGUGACGUCAGCUGUGGGUGAGGCGUUCAGUUACCACUGUGUUCAUUCUGCUUUUAGUGAUGUGCCUCAGAACUUCCUGUUCCUCAAAGACCCUCACAGGAAGUGAUGUCAGAAACAACGUUCUCCAUGUCAUGUGACCACAGCUGGUAGUGUUGGUGCUGUGACGGAGGUUUUCAGAUCGGCGUAACGACUCAGUGUGAGAAACAUGAGACGAUCUGAGAACCUUCAGUCGAGUUUUUAACUGAGAUUAAUUUUAAUUAACAAUAAAACUAAUUAACAAACAAACAAACAAACAAACUUUUCUCGUUGUAAAAAACUGAGUUUAAUUUUAGAUCAUUAAAGCUUUUGAAUUUCAAUCAAACAGAACUAAUAAUUGUCUGAUUGGUCGGUGCAUUCAGGGACACAGUUCAGAUGAAAGUCUGAAUAUUUGGUGAAAAUUUUUUAAUAUCUUAAAAAAAUAUUGUCUUCGUAUUCUUAAAAAAAAAAUGUUUUAACGUAACGAGACGAGUUUAUUCUCACGUCAUUACACCUCAUUUAUUUCAGUGUUACGACUUUAUUAUCUAAAUGUAUCUGCGGCCUGUGGUAGACAGUGAUAACCAAUCAAACUGAUGCACCUGAAAGGGACGUGUCCUCAUGAUGAUGUCACAGUACAGACUGGUCACCUUUAACUAAACGUGCCUUAACGUGUUUCUACUGAUCCUCUGUGAUGAUGCGUUCACUGACCUGUACCUGUGAUGGUGCCUUCACUGACCCGUACCUGACCCGUACCUGUGAUGGUGCGUUCACAGACCUGUACCUGUGAUGGUGCGUUCACUGACGUGUACCUGUGAUGAUGUGUUCAGUGAUCUGUACCUGUGAUGAUGCGUUUACUGACCAGUACCUGUGAUGGUGCGUUCACUAACCCGUACCUGUGAUGGUUCGCUCACUGACCCGCACCUGUGAUGGACACUGUGGACAGGGACUCCACGUCCUCCAUGACAGUCUGGGGCAGGUGUGGUGGUCUCUAAAGUCCUCAUCAAAGGACGGUUACCGCAGACCAACGUUAGUCUGCACACACUCCGUUCCCUUCUCUCCACACCUGCCUUUCCCACAACCCACUGCUCUGCUUCAGCUGCUGUCUGUUCAGGGUGUUUUCACACCAACAACCAAGAUAGUCCACCAGACUCCAGCUUUCACAUCAAAAUGUAAAUUUACUGUCAUCUAAUGUGUAGCGUUUUUAAGACCAUACGAAGGCCACCAACUAUCUGAUGUGAGCCAGCUAUUUGAAUUGCCAGCUACUUAAAACGUGGGCGUACCGAUCUCUAAUUGAGCCAAGGUCAUGCUAACGGUAGCUAACUAUGAACCCUUCAGGACAGUGAGGAUAUUUGAACCUGGACUUCCUGCUCCGUUAUUUUGAGGACUGUUGUUAUGUUGAUUCUGACUAACGGACUGGAAACGUUAAAUAAAUGUACGGUGAGCUGUAAGAAGACGACACUUUAUUUACCAUUCAAGUAUUAGAAAUUAAUUUUAAUAAAUCCUGUUUAGGCUCCACCUCCUCCAGAGUUACACAUUUCAAAUCAGCCUCAUCUCUGUGUCUUCAGUACAACCAGGACGUGGUUAGCCUAGCUUAGCACAAAGACUGGAAGCAGGGGGAAACUGUUAGCUUCAAUGCUAAAUGCUGAAAAAUUUCUUCACCUUCAAUAAAUAAUAAUAAACAACAACGCUCACACCAACCCAGAAACACCAAACAACAUGUUGGAGGGUGAAGCUUAGCUAACAGUUUCCCCAAUUCAUGAGAUGAAACGUAGGACUCUUUCAGAGAUGAGUGCACGAAGAUUUUAUCAGAUGUUUUAAAGUUUAAGAUGUUAACGUGACGUUAGCUAACAUCAUUCGUCCUGAAGAAAUGAUCCACAUACAGAAAAUCUGUCGGACUUCCUGCCAUGAAUAAACUUAUUUUUUCAUGUUGAAUCAGAUUUUCAAAGUGGUCGGUUCCGGUCGGUUCCCUGUGAGUCGGACUGACGGACUGGAGACCAGGAAAAACAGGACGACUGAGAUCAGUCGAGGUUGAAUGAGGACGUUCAUGUUUCUGCUGAUGAUCAGAGUCCAACAUUUACAUCUCAAAUAACCUCGUACAAACGUUUUGAACACAGCUAAACUGCGUGUCUCUGAUGAUGUCACAUUGCCUGACCAAUCAGAAUGUUUGAUGUAAAAGUUUCAUGUUUUGUUUAAAAAGUCGGAACGUUUGGUGGUUAAUGUAAAAACAUGAUGAGAAAAACAUCAUAACAUCUUCUGAGAAUGAUCUGCACCAAUCAGAUUAUGACAUGUAUCAUCCAAUAGAAUCCCAGCAUCAGUGUGAUGUCACUGACCAUCAGCAGAAACGUUUCCUUCCUCUCUGACGUCCUGUGAAGAACCAGAAGAACCCUGAAAUGUGAUGUCGUAGGACUGAAGGUCACCAUGACCUGGAUGACCGAGAAUUGUCAUGACGAUGUCUCAUUGUCAUGACAAUUCUUACUGUCCAGAUCAUCAUGACGACCUGGAUGAUGAGACAUUUGUUACUAAAAGGAUCAAACUGGAAACUUUAUUGAUCACAAACACAGUAACAGUAACACUGACUAAAUGAAUGACAUAAAUCUGAUGACGUUGCACAAAGUCCUGAUGUCAACCCGCCGCCGAGUCAUCUGACUCACCCGUCACAUUAACACAACUCGACACACUCAAACCCUCCACCAAUAAAAACUUGUAUAAACCAGAUUUAUUUACGUCUCAACAGUGACUGUGUCGGGUCGGACCCCGGCUGUCCGCGGCGGGCUGCAUUCAGGUGUUACUGGCUGUGAUGGAGGUGAACAGGUGGACGAUGGGUGGCUUCAUCAGCUCGGUGUGGCGUUCAGGGACACUGAACAUGAUGAAUAUGAUGUCACAUGAAGACAGUGUCACUGUAAAUGUUUUACAAGGUUUAUAGACAAACACGGUCGAACCUUUUUCACCUGACGCAGAACACUGUCCUCCGUCUGACGGGUUUAUAUCAGUAAAAAGGUUUUUACCGAUGAUGCUUUUAAGGACUUGACAUUAUGUAUCUCCAACAUGUCAGAAUACAGUUUAUUUAGUUUAAUUAAUGCAACAACAAAUCAGAUCAGCAGACAUUUACAUUUACUUUAUUUAUUUACAUUGUUUAUCAGAAACAACAUUGAAAGGAGGACCAAUCUGAGACACGAGAGUACAACACCACAGAAACAUCUGCAUGUUUGUGUUUUACAUUUAACAGCUUCGAGGGGAAAUUGUCAUAUUGUUUAUUUUUGUACAUCGAGAAGUUCAUCAGAGAUGAAACUAUUAAAAUCCAGAAAGUGUGAUUUCACCAAAUGCUGAUGAUGAACUCCUUUAUAUUUCAGAAGAAAUGAACCUCAGAACCAGAAACUGUUCAAUAACACUGAUGCUAUGGAGAUACAAGGUUUUCACUAAGCUAUUACAAAAGUCUGUGUUUGUCAUAUGAGGUUUCCAUCAGUCAGAUUCAGUUAGAUUUAACCAGGUACCAGUUCAACCAAUCACAGCUCAGCAUUUAACCCUUUAAACCUCUCCUGCAGACGGACGAGGGGCGUUCAUCACAUUGUCAUCUUCAUCACAUUGUCAUCUACAUCACAUCUUCAUCACAUCAUCUUCUUCAUCACAUCUUCAUCACAUUGUCAUCUUCAUCACAUUGUCAUCUACAUCACAUCAUCUUCUUCAUCACAUUGUCAUCUACAUCACAUCUUCAUCACAUCGUCAUCUUCAUCACAUCUUCAUCACAUUGUCAUCUUCAUCACAUCUUCAUCACAUCGUCAUCUUCAUCACAUCGUCAUCACAUUGUCAUCUACAUCACAUCUUCAUCACAUCGUCAUCUUCAUCACAUUGUCAUCACAUUGUCAUCUACAUCACAUCUUCAUCACAUCCUCAUCUUCAUCACAUCUUCAUCACAUUGUCAUCUUCAUCACAUCGUCACCUAAUGUUACCGUAACGUGCAGACGUGGUGUUUCCUGUAUUUAUAUGGAUCUAAAAUAAGAACCAUAGAAUGUUUAUUCUUUGUGCAGCAGAGUUCCUGUUGUCACCGUAAUGAUGUCACUGCGUUUCUCAUGUACGAUGUUAAACCACGUGAAACCACACAGUGGCGUCAGAGGAACGAAGAUGAAUCCGUCACAGCGUCCUGUUGCUCUGCUCUAUUAAUAUGUUUGAAUCUUAAAAACUAAAAUGUCUGCAGUUUAAUAAGAAAUAUUUUGUUUGUAUUCAUGAAUUUUUUGUUUAUGUUUAUUAAAAAUAUUUUACAUAGUUUUUUUUUUUAGUUUUUUUUUGUGUAUUUUUUUUUUUUUAAUUUUAAAGACACAGUUUCAAAACUUUGAUCAGUUAUUCUGGUUCAUUGUCUUAAAUAAUCUUUGAGCUCAGGUCGUUCAGAUUUAUUGAUAAGAAGCGUGUGAAGAUUCUCCAGGAAGUGACAUCACAGGAAGCAAAAACACAGACGCAGGCAUUAGUGGACCGUUUCAGCUGCAGAGUUUAAAGGGUUAAUCAGCAGAAUAUAAAUAGUAAUUAUAAAAUCAAAUAAAAGAAUGAUCUGAAUUCAGACUGAUGAAACACGACGACAAUAAAUCAGAUUUAAUAUUUAUGGAACUGUCAAACUGAUGAAAAAAAACAAACUUUUCUUCAGCUGAAAAACUUCACGUUUCAGUUUUUGUUUAAUUACCUGAACGUCACAUCGACCCAAACUGAUCAGAGUUAUACAGCAUGUGAUCUUCAGCUCAUAAACUCCUCCUCCUCCUCCUCCUCCUCCUGCUCUUCCUGCUCCUGCUCCUGCUCCUCCUCCUCCUCCUCCUCCUCCUCUUGCUCCUGCUCCUCCUCCAUCAGACCAGACAUUUCAAACCUCAGAUGAACCUCAAACAUAAUGUUUUGACCUUCAGGUGCUGACGGACGAGAUGAUGAAGAGUUUUCGAAUGUGUUUUUAUUGUGUUGUUGUUUUUGUUUGUUGCUCAGAUUGUCAGUGUUUAUGAUGAAAUAUAUAUUAAAUGUGUGUUAAAGGAAAAAAACAGGGUAAGUGUGAGGUCGAAGGCUGUUUGUAGGAAGAUGACACAUCUGACAGUUUUCUGUUAAUAUAAAACUUUGUCUGACGGAGCUUCUGUUUCCUGUUGAAGAGAAAAGAUUCUGUUUGAAAUUAAAGU
Messenger RNA from Epinephelus fuscoguttatus (brown-marbled grouper), 6840 nucleotides. RefSeq names its product protein quaking-B-like. Gene Ontology annotation, cellular component: nucleus. The record is from RefSeq and is a predicted model, not a curated record. Bases 327 to 1409 code for a protein of 360 amino acids. Gene Ontology annotation, biological process: regulation of mRNA splicing, via spliceosome. The transcript has 6 exons. NCBI's taxonomy places the organism in Eukaryota, Metazoa, Chordata, Actinopteri, Perciformes, Serranidae. Gene Ontology annotation, molecular function: mRNA binding.